AUGAGAUCCGACCCACCUUCUUCAGCCCAUUUCCGCAGAAAGCAAAAACCACCUCGUCCUACCUCGAUGAGCCCACCAAACACGCCAACUGUUCACGGAUUCAGGCUGGUCCGCCAAGCACGGCCCAAGCUUCAGCGGCCCACGCCAAACAAGACAACCGUUCACGGAUUCAGGCCUUCUUCAUGCGGUCCGCUUUCGUCCAGCCCACCGGCCCGCCUACCACUAGACCAGUCUGCGAAUCGGCCUGCGAACCGGCCCGCUCCAUCAAAUAGCAGGCCCAAUGCGGCCCACCUCCAAUCUCCUGCGGUCCACAUCGCCAAGCACGGCCCAAGAUUCAGCGGCCCACGCCUCAUUAAAAAAGAAUGA
This is a messenger RNA of Linum trigynum, 366 nucleotides long. NCBI's taxonomy places the organism in Eukaryota, Viridiplantae, Streptophyta, Magnoliopsida, Malpighiales, Linaceae. The record is from the annotation of a GenBank genome assembly.